AUGUCAAUUGUUGAAAUGCUCGACCAACAUCAAGAUAAUGAACGAGGCUUGUUCAAUGCCAACAACAUGUUCUGGGCGAUCAAGUAUGGACAUUAUCAAAUUGCCAAAUUCCUCUUCCACAAAAGAGUGGACAAGGAUGGAUUCACAGUGGCCGCAAUCCAAGAGGCCGCCAAAUGUCCAGACUACGAAUUGUUAGAGCUACUUGUUAGUCGGUGGGCACCAAACCAGCGUAAUCCUGCUAUCGAUUCAGCGGCAGCGUAUGGUCGACUCAACAAUGUCGUCCUGCUCCAUACUAAGGGCUAUUGCUGCACAAGGGAGGCGAUGCACUCGGCGGCCAUCAAAGGAUACUAUGACAUCGUUGUCUAUCUUCAGAACAAUAGAUUGGAGGGUUGCCAGAAAGACACUAUGCAACAAACUAUCUCAAAUGGACAUAUUGAUGUGGCGCUCUUCUUGGCCAAGAGUCGUCCAGUGACUUGUGGCAUCACCGAUUACACUGACCUGCUGGCUCGUCACGCUCCACUGCCUGUUCUUCAGCGAUUGAUUAAGGAGGGUGUAAUCACAAACUUGACGCAGGAAGCCAUGCUGGCGCAGGACAUUGGUACACUGGAGUACGUUCACAACACCUUUUCACUUCGGUACAAUCAAGGCUGUAUGGAUAUCGCCGCCAAGCAUGGUAAUCUAGAACUCAUCCAAUUCCUUUCACAACAAAAGGUUGAGCCCAGCGACAAAUGUUUGGAGGAGGCGGCGCGGGCUGGACACCUUGAAGUUGUCCAGUAUCUCCACGACACAUUCCCCAUGCUCAGAACAUCAUGCGCUGCCAUGAACGAUGCGGCAGGCAAUGGCCAUCUCUCAGUCGUCCAAUUCCUUCAUGAGCGACGCACUGAAGGCUGUACAACACUGGCAAUGAGCAAGGCAAUUAUGAAUGGACAUCGCCAAGUGGUUGAUUUCCUUAUCCUGAAUCGAUCAGAAGGGUACCAUAUCUACGAUCUGGUUGAACGCGAUGGAAAACCUAACAGCAUGAAAUGGCUUUGUCGCAGUGAUUCAUUGGAGUACCUCCAACUCCUUAAUGAUCGGUUCAAAGAAUCCUUCAUAUCCUUGUCACUCCACUAUAUCAUAGAAUCCGGUCGCCACGAUAUCAUUCGCUAUCUUCAUAACGAUAACCACCCACUUGUCACAAAAGCAACGACAAUCCACAAAUCCUCCAAACAUCACAUUGCUGGCUAUCAGAUCAACGAGCCACUUCUAGAGUAUCUCAGGUCUGGCACAGGUGCAGAACGUUUGGAAUCAUCUUAUAACAAUCGCCAGGAUAUUCGCCAAUACCUAUAUGAUCAAGUGGUCAAUCCUGUUGGGCUGGAGGCUGCUGAACUUGUAGAGGUACACAGAGCUGUAAUGCUACUCAAAAGUAUGGAUCCAAGGGGAUACAACAAGUUGCUUUCUGAUAACACGAUGAGUAAUGAUGGACCGCGUGGGACGUCUCUGGAAGUUCUCAAAUAUCUACAUCCAUUCAUUGGCCAUCCAUACCUCUAUCACGUCCAGUUGUUUGCCAAACAUGGUGAUCUGGCCAGUUUGAUGUUCCUUCAUUGCAACACACAUUCGAAGGAGAUCUUAAAGAGCCAAGUCUUGAAAACGGCCUGCAAGCAAGGACAUCUCAACAUUGUCAAGUUUCUCACGUCUUGGGAUAACAGGUUAAGAAUGUAUAUAUCGGAAGCCCUCCAACAUGCUCAUAAUCACCCGAUAAUCAAAGAUUAUCUCAACUCGCAAUUA
Messenger RNA from Acytostelium subglobosum LB1, 1764 nucleotides. RefSeq lists its product as hypothetical. The annotation marks the transcript as partial. The record is from RefSeq and is a predicted model, not a curated record. Lineage: Eukaryota; Evosea; Eumycetozoa; Acytosteliales; Acytosteliaceae. Gene Ontology annotation, molecular function: protein binding. The transcript has a single exon.